Tarenaya hassleriana is the source of this 3545-nucleotide messenger RNA. RefSeq names its product SUPPRESSOR OF ABI3-5. Bases 306 to 3347 code for a protein of 1013 amino acids. Gene Ontology annotation, biological process: mRNA splicing, via spliceosome. Gene Ontology annotation, cellular component: nucleus. The transcript is spliced from 16 exons. NCBI's taxonomy places the organism in Eukaryota, Viridiplantae, Streptophyta, Magnoliopsida, Brassicales, Cleomaceae. Gene Ontology annotation, molecular function: RNA binding. The record is from RefSeq and is a predicted model, not a curated record.
CAAGCCGCAUCGGCAUUCGUUUCAGACGCUUACGCUUCUGUUCGUUAUCGUUCCCUUGAAUCGAGCCAGAGCUUAAGGUCAACCAGAUCGGAGCUCUUUCGUUGCAAAUUGCAAAUUCAUUCAUCGCCUGCUCUGUCUGGACGGGCAAAGUCUGAAAUUCUUCUCCCCUGACCCCGAGUCUGGUCUAGGGUUUGCUGCAAAUCGACUUCGUACCAACUCGCUCGUGUUUGGAAAGGGUUUGUUGGCAUUUCCAUUUUGAAUCUUCUAUCCAGCCAUCAGGAGUUUGCUUGGUACACUGGCUGAAAAUGGAUCGCGGUCGAUAUGGUCUUCAGCAAGGAUGGGAUAAUAACAGCGCUCCAGAGGGGUAUGGUGCUGUCCAUGAUCCAAGUUAUCGGUGUGGUGGGUCAUAUGAUGAUAUACAUCCUGAUGAAAGAUUCUCGAGGGAUAAUGUAUACGAUUAUCAACCUGGAAAUCAUGCUUUGGGUGCUUUGCCUCAGUCUAGAAGGCGAAACUAUGAAGAGGAUUAUUCUCGUGACGGGGAAUCACGGAAGCAUGAGAAGCCAUACAUUGAAUCAUAUCAUACUGACAAUUAUCAUGAUGAUGAAAUGGGAAGUCGUGACGGGAACCAUAGGGAUCAUGGAUAUGAAAAGUCAUCAAGAUACAGCACCCGUGGUCGCGAUGAUUAUCAUUACGAGUAUAGGUCUCGAAAUUACCAUCAUAAUAGGGAAGAUAGCCAUGAAAGGGAUUAUGAUUACGCUCGCCGGAGUUAUGAUUCUGAUUAUGAAAGAGGCAGUGAGAGGGAUGCCAACAGGAGGAGUCGUGAUUCCCGUGAUCGAGAAUGGGAAAAAAGACAUUUCAGCCAUGAAAGAGAUGAAAGUCCACAUAAUAGGAAUGGGACAUCUCGAUCUCGGUCUCGGUCUCGGUCUUGGUCUCGUGGAGGUGAUGAGUACUCUAGAUCAAGAUCUCCUCGAGGUUGGAGCCAUGGGCGUGGUUAUCGUGAGGACAGCUAUGAUGAUGAUCAUUGGCAUGAGAGAAGGGAUAGUCGAAGAGAACGCGGAGAUAGACAUUACCGGGAUCAUUUUUCUGCUGCACCGUCAGCUACUGUUGUUGUGAAGGGCCUGUCAAUGAAAACGACAGAAGAGGAUCUAUAUCAGAUUCUUGCUGAAUGGGGCCCUUUGGAUCAUGUGCGUGUGAUUAGGGAGCGAAAUUCUGGGAUCUCCCGUGGGGUUGCAUUUAUUGAUUUCGCUUCGGUGGAAGCUGCACGUGCAAUGAUGGACAAGAUUGGGCAUGAUGGUCUAGUUGUGGAUGGAAAGAAGCUAUUUUUCCAUUACAGCAGCAAGCCUACAGGGAGUAUGAAUGUACCUCGUGGACAGGAAAAUUCUCCUAAUAUCAGCCGCGGUGGUAGCAGACGCGUGAUGAUUCCUGCAGAUUGGAUCUGUACCAUUUGUGGUUGUAUUAAUUUUGCUCGGCGAACAUCGUGCUUUCAGUGUAAUGAGCCAAAGACAGAGGAUGCUCCACCAGCUGAUGUAGGUUUUUCAAACUCAACACUAGGAAAACGAGGUUCUGAGGCAGGUCCAACUCAUGUCUUGGUUGUACGUGGUUUGGAUGAAAAUGCUGAUGAAGAAAUGAUUCGUUAUGAAUUUUCUAAACAUGCUCCAAUCAAGGAUCUUCGUCUAGUGAGAGACAAGUUCACUCAUGUUUCAAGAGGAUUUGCAUUUGUACACUUUCAUUCGGUGGAAGAUGCAACUAAGGCACUCCAGGCAACUAAUGGGACAACUCUUGAGAGGAAUGGAAAAGUCCUAAGAGUGGCAUAUGCAAAGAGCGUACUUGGUUCUGCAGCUGGUACUUCAGCUCCUUUGCACUCUAGCAGCCUCGCUGCUGCUGCAAUUGAAGCAGCAGCAUUUUCUCAACAGUAUGAUGCUGUUGGAUGGGCUCCGAAGGAAUAUAAUCCAGACGCGAGACAAACUGCAGGGCAGAAUCAAGGGGUUGGAGAAGUUGAAGCUCAGCAAGGAACUUCUGCUCCACACUCUGGCUAUGUGUGGGAUGAAGCAUCUGGUUAUUACUACGAUGCUGCUUCCGGAUUUUACUAUGAUGGGAAUUCAGGUUUGUAUUAUGACAGCAACAGCGCGGUUUGGUACUCAUAUGACCAUCAAACACAGCAGUAUAUCCCUUGUCCUGAUCAGACUAAUGAGAGUAAACCAUCUGAUAGACAGACAGAAUCUGCUAAGAUGGAGAGAUCCAAUAACAAAAAGGUUAUUAUCUCUGCCCCAGCGGCUACUUCCAUACCAGAUGCAGUUCAAGCUGCUGCAGAAGCGGCAAUGGCAGCUGAGAAGAAAGAAAAAGAGAAAGCUAAGGAGAUAAAGCUUGCUUCAAAGAGCAUCAUACUGGCAAAUAAGAAGAAGAUGAGUAACAUUUUAACAACAUGGAAGCAGAGAAGCCACGAAACACAAACACAGCGGAUAGCUCUUGAUGACAGUGUACCUAAUGUACCUCCUGAAGAAAGGCGUCUCUCUGUUGGACAAUUCAAAGGCAAGCCAAAGUCCGAUGCAAUGACUAAGGAAAACACUGCCACCAAUUCUGCGUUUACACUUUCUACAACCCAAACAUCAAGUAACAGCACAGCUGGCCCUUUGACAGGGGUUCUAAGAGGUUCUCUCAGAGGUGUGGUGAAGUUGGAUUCGACAACCGGAGUCGCAAGUAGUGUAGGCUCAUCUUCAUUAGCUCGUGCAGAGGCAUCGUCUGUUAUGACUCCUUUCAAAACAGAUGUUUCUGCUCUUGGUUCUUAUACAGCACCUUCGGCUUCUGGGAGUGGGAGGAGAAGGUUUUCUGAAAUGCCAACACCUGCUUCUACUCAGAGAGAUCAACCACAGUCAUUGUACCGGGAUCGUGCUGCUGAGAGAAGAAACUUGUAUGGUUCAACUUCAAUUGGAGAUGAUGAUCUUUUAGACGCCGCUAGUGAUUCACAUCGAGAUUUUGGGUUGAGAAAGGGUUCGCUGGAUCCAACGCCUUUCCCUCCGGGAGUUGGCGGAGGUCACCGGACUUCAGCAGAUGUUCAGAGCUAUGAUGUGAUCACAGCAGAGAGAGCAAUAGAUGAGAGCAACGUCGGUAACCGGAUGCUCAGGAACAUGGGUUGGCAUGAAGGAUCGGGACUAGGAAAAGAUGGGAGUGGAAUGACAGAACCCGUGCAAGCGCAGGCGGUGGAUAGAAGGGCGGGACUCGGGAGCCAACAGAAGAAAGUUGUGGAUCCAACCCUCGAAGUUCAAGCUGGUGAUAGUUACAAAACUCUGAUCCAUAAGAAGGCAGUUGCGAGGUUCAGAGAGAUGACUGAAAAUGAAAAUGAAAGAUGAAUCAAAGGCAUCAGUUUCUGCUGAUUUUGGAUUGUAGCCAUUUGUGGUUUAGAGAGAUGGUCGGUCCAUCCACAAGAAAGUCUGGCGUUUUUAUUUUUCUGUGUUUUCUGGUACUUUAUGUGUACAAUUUGUUGAGAAACAUUUUUCCGUUUGGAGUUGCUGACUUUUGUUGUGUUCAUUUAGAGACAUGAUGUAGUA